Messenger RNA from Poeciliopsis prolifica (blackstripe livebearer), 2132 nucleotides. Its product is annotated as probable endonuclease 4. The record is from RefSeq and is a predicted model, not a curated record. NCBI's taxonomy places the organism in Eukaryota, Metazoa, Chordata, Actinopteri, Cyprinodontiformes, Poeciliidae. The coding region runs from base 365 to 1321 and encodes 318 amino acids. The transcript has 10 exons. Gene Ontology annotation, cellular component: nucleus; mitochondrion. Gene Ontology annotation, molecular function: DNA-(apurinic or apyrimidinic site) endonuclease activity; DNA binding; zinc ion binding. Gene Ontology annotation, biological process: base-excision repair.
UCCCGGCGGGAGGAAUCGGUAAAACAGCCUGCUGACCUUCACGGACCUCACGCUGAUUUCACGCCGCUUUGCGUCGUCUCUUCCGGACGGAAGCGUCCCGGUGUCGUUCAGAAAAAGAGUGAGAAGAUGGAGAGUCGGAGGGAGCCUUUUAUGCCUUUUUAAGAAGCCGUAAUCCGCCAGAGGGACGUAUCUUUACACACUUAAAGGGAAUUCUGGCUCCUGUGAAUGGAAGAGCUGCAUGUUAAAGGACAUUUUUAUUUAUUUUUGUCCAGGCCUCUGCCAGUAACCUGCAUUAAAGAAGAACCAGCAACUCCUGUGGUCCGACUCCCUUCUUCAAUUGAACACAACGCAGAACAUAUCAAGGAUGGCAGCAGCAGGGAGGAAAAGGGAAAGUGAAGCUUUGGGAGAUGAAACUGAGGAUGAGGAGAGAGGAGGCCGGCGAAGGAGGAUCAGGAUGAACAACAAAUACAUCGGCGCUCAUGUUGGUAUUCAAGGAGGUAUCUGGAAGGCGGUGGAGUCCAGCGCGGCACUCGGCGCCGGCGCCUUCGCUCUGUUUCUGGGCUCUCAGCGCUCGUGGAAGAGGCCGGCGUUGGACCCGGCCGCUGCAGACCGGUUCCAGGAAAACUGCUCCGUGCUCGGCUUCGACCCGGCUCACAUCCUGCCUCACGGCUCCUACCUGAUGAACUGCGGAUCGCCCAAAGACGACGUGUGUGAGAAGAGCCGCGCCCUGCUGGUGGACGAGCUGAGCCGCUGCAGCCGCCUCGGCCUCCGCCUCUACAACUUCCACCCCGGAUCCUCGCUGGGCGCCAUCACCACGCAGCAGUGCCUGGACAAGAUCGCCGCUGCCAUCAACCACGCUCACCAGCAAACUCCUGCUGUGGUCACAGUGUUGGAGAACAUGAGCGGUCAGGGCAGCACAGUGGGGGGUCGGUUCUCUGAGCUGCGGCGGAUCAUCGACCGGGUCAGGGACCGCAGCAGAGUGGGGGUGUGUCUGGACACCUGCCACGCCUUCGCCGCAGGUCAUGACCUGGCAGUGGACGGCGGCGUGGCGGCCAUGUUGGAUCAAUUUGAUCAGGUGGUGGGGCUUCGCUACCUGAGAGCGCUUCACCUGAACGACUCCAAAGGGAAGCUGGGCUGCAACCUGGACCGCCAUGAAGACAUCGGGACAGGAAACAUCGGGCUCUCAGCAUUCCGGGACGUCGUCAACGAGCCGAGGCUGGACGGCCUCCCGCUGAUCCUGGAGACGCCCGGACGGCCGGGAUUCCAGGACGCCGAGCAAAUCGAGCUUCUCUACUCACUGAGUGAGAAAAAGAAAGAAUGAGAGAAACGACCAGGGGCCACAGCAAGAACAGAAAACAAUAAAGUCACAACAUUAUGAAAAUAAAGUGAAUAAAAUAUAAGAGAAUGAAGUCAUAAAGUUGAGAACAUUAAAAAAAUAAUUGUAUUACUUUAGCCUCCUAAAUUUAUAUUAUGAGAAUAGUCAAAGUUAAGAAUAAACUCAAUAUCAAAAUAAAGUCAGAAUUAUGACACGUUAGUCGAAAUGAUACAAGCGUAAAGUUCCAGUAUUGCAAUAAUAGUCAUAUUACUUUAUUCUCAAAGUAUAAUUAUAGAAAUAUAACUCUAUUGUUCUUUUCUUAACGUUAUGACUUUGUCCUCAUAGAUAUAUAUAUUUAUUUAUUGUUUUGUGUGUGGCUGUAACUCUCCAUCAUCAUCCAACAUGUUUUAAAAAGAUUUUUCCAUUUUUCUUCCUUAAAUAAACAAUUUAAAUAAAUCUGGUCCUGCGGGGAUUUGUUUGGCCACAAGGGGGCAGCAGACUCCCACAAAAACUCCACAAACUUUAAUUCUACGAGAAAGAAAAGCAGCAAAUAGACAAGUUUUCUGUAAAAAAAAAAAACUUGACUAUAAUUUGUUAAAAACAGCCAUUUGUAAAAUCUGUAUUUUUAUUUAUAUUUUCCAACCUGGAUGGUUUCAUCUGCAGGUCCGGUGGCUGGUUCUGGUUUUUAAGUUCUUUUAAAUGUUGGAUACAGUUAGUGUCACAAUGAGCAAUAAAUUAAUGAUUAUGAUCACAUGAUUAAAAAACUCAAUUCCCAUUUUUAAAAUGUAUAAUGUUUCUCUUUCUACCAUAAACUGGA